Mercurialis annua (annual mercury) is the source of this 1211-nucleotide messenger RNA. Its product is annotated as chloroplast envelope membrane protein. The transcript has a single exon. Bases 426 to 1112 code for a protein of 228 amino acids. Gene Ontology annotation, cellular component: membrane. The record is from RefSeq and is a predicted model, not a curated record. NCBI's taxonomy places the organism in Eukaryota, Viridiplantae, Streptophyta, Magnoliopsida, Malpighiales, Euphorbiaceae.
GUUUCUUGUUAUCUUUCUUUUUAUCCUCCUUAAUGAACAAAGGGCUGGAUGAUAACGUUUCUGUCUUAUUUUCCUUUUGACACUUUUUUUGAUUAUCACAUCACAAUAUUUUUCAAAACUUUUUCUAAAGUAUUCCUGUGGAAUAUGGGUAAGUUGGGCAUUUUUUUUUUCGAAAUAUUUGUUUUGUUGAUAGAACGGAAUUCUUGGAUCUAGAAAUCAAAAUUUUAGCAAUUGAGAUACUUAGAAACAAUAUUUUUUGUAUUUUUUCAAAAUUCUAAGGACUAACCACUGAAUCACAAAUCAAAAAUAGGGAAUAGAUUCAUAAGUUCGAAACCUCAUAAUAGAACUUAUGCUUGAUAGAAAUAAGAAAUAUUAGAUCAUAUCGAAUCGAUAACCGAGGCGGGUUCAUUAAAAAUUAACAAAAAAUGAAAAAAAAAACAUUUAUCCCCCUUCUAUAUCUUACAGCUAUAGUUUUUUUGCCCUGGUGGAUCUCUUUUUUAUUUAAUAAAAGUUUUGAAUCUUGGGUUAUGAAUUGGUGUAAUACUAGUAAAUCUGAAACUUUUUUAAAUGAUAUCCAAGAAAAAAGUAUUCUAGAAAAGUUCAUAGAAUUAGAGGAACUCAUUCACUUGGACGAAAUGAUAAAGGAAUAUCCGGCAACACGUCUACAAAAGUUUCGUAUCGGAGUCCACAAAGAAACGAUCCAAUUGAUCAAGAUGCACAAUGAGGAUCAUAUCCAUAUGGUUUUGCACUUCUCAAUAAAUAUAAUCUGUUUCAUUAUUCUAAGCGGUUAUUCUAUUUUAAGUAAUGAAGAACUUAUUAUUCUGAAUUCUUGGGUUCAAGAAUUCUUAUAUAACUUAAGCGACACAAUAAAAGCUUUUUCCAUUCUUUUAUUAACCGAUUUAUGUAUAGGAUUCCAUUCACCCCACGGUUGGGAACUAAUGAUCGGCUCUGUCUACAAAGAUUUUGGGUUUGCUAAUAACGAUCAAAUUAUAUCUGGCCUUGUUUCCACUUUUCCAGUCAUCCUCGAUACAAUUUUCAAAUAUUGGAUUUUUCGUUAUUUAAAUCGUGUAUCUCCGUCACUUGUAGUGAUUUAUCAUUCAAUGAAUGACUGAAAAAUGAUCCAUGAAUCCAAUUAGAAUGUUUGUUAUUUUGUACAUAAGUAAAACAUUCAAAAUCUUAUUAUCAAACAAAACUUUACUAUAUACUAUAUU